Molecule: messenger RNA, 252 nt
Organism: Pseudozyma hubeiensis SY62
Lineage: Eukaryota; Fungi; Basidiomycota; Ustilaginomycetes; Ustilaginales; Ustilaginaceae
Product: riboflavin kinase
Exons: 1
Coding region: 1-252 (83 amino acids)
Source: RefSeq, a predicted model, not a curated record
AUGUCGCCACUGUCACCCGCCGCCGCUGUCACGGUCGCCGUUAUCACCAUGGCGACUCUGUCAUCGUCACCAACCGCUCUCAUCCUCACCGCCGCUAUCUUCGUCGUCGUCGCCGCCACCGUUACCGUCGCUGCCUUAUGCACGACAGAGGCUUUGAUCGAGGAUAUUGAGAUGGACAAGAGAGUCACAGUCAACUCUUUGGCGCGUCCGCUCUACCAGGACUACUCGCAAGACCCAUUCUUGGGUCGCUAG